This is a messenger RNA of Cyclopterus lumpus (lumpfish), 2094 nucleotides long. RefSeq names its product potassium inwardly rectifying channel subfamily J member 1a, tandem duplicate 1 (gene kcnj1a.1). The coding region runs from base 125 to 1246 and encodes 373 amino acids. The record is from RefSeq and is a predicted model, not a curated record. Gene Ontology annotation, cellular component: plasma membrane. Lineage: Eukaryota; Metazoa; Chordata; Actinopteri; Perciformes; Cyclopteridae. Gene Ontology annotation, molecular function: ATP-activated inward rectifier potassium channel activity. The transcript is spliced from 2 exons. Gene Ontology annotation, biological process: regulation of monoatomic ion transmembrane transport; potassium ion import across plasma membrane.
CAAUUGUGAGCUGGAAUGAGACGGAGAGGAGAGAAGGGAGAGCUGGAUUUUGCCAUUCGUCAACCUUUUGAUGCGCAUCGUACAACUUUUACUCCAAAUUACAGAGGUUGUGGGCGUGUAGAAAAUGAUGGGAUACAUCAACAGACGUUUCCAGGACUAUAUGGUGGAGCGAAAAAGAUGCAAGACACGAUUAGUUACCAAAGAUGGUCGCUGCAACAUUGAAUACGGAAACGUCAAGUACAGCAACCGAUUAUACUUCCUGGCCGACUUCUGGACCACCUUUGUGGAGAUCCGGUGGCGUUUUGUCCUCUUCCUCUUCAGCGCCUCCUUCACCCUCAGCUGGUUCAUUUUUGGCCUACUGUGGUACUGGAUCGUUCGCAAUAAUGGUGACCUGACAUGGCAAAAACCCCCAUCGGACCACAUUCCAUGUGUUGAUAAUGUGUUCGGACUCACCACGUCUUUCCUUUACUCCCUGGAAACCCAGACAACUAUUGGGUACGGUGGCCGAGCGCUCACGCCUCAAUGCCCGGGUGCUGUGGCCGUCCUCAUCAUCCAGUCCCUCCUCGGAGCUAUUAUCAACUGCUUCAUGUGUGGAGUCAUACUGGCCAAAAUCUCUUUGCCCAAAAAGAGGGCAAAGACCAUCUCAUUCAGUGACAUGGCGGUCAUCAGCCCCAAAAACGGUUCCCUUUCCCUGUCAAUCAGGGUGGCCAACCUGCGCAAGACGCUGAUGAUUGGAAGCCAGAUCUACGGCAAGCUGCUGAGGACAACAAACACACCCGAUGGGGAGACGAUCAUUAUGGACCAGGUGAACAUUGACUUCACGGUGGACGCCGGGAAGGACAACCUCUUCUUCGUGUGUCCUCUCACGCUCUUCCACAUCAUCGACAAGAGCAGCCCCUUCUUCGAGAUGGCCGUGGACACGCUCCACAAACAAGAGUUCGAGCUGGUCGUCUUCCUGGACGGCACGGCAGAGUCCACCAGCUCUGCCUGCCAAGUGCGGACCUCCUUUAUUCCUCAGGAGAUCAUGUGGGGCUACAACUUCUUGCCCAUCAUCUCCAGAAGCAAGGAGGGCAAGUACAGAGUAGAUUUCUCCAACUUCUCCAAGGUGGUGCCGGUGGCCACUGCACACUGUGCCUACUGCUUCCACAACAUCAAGGGUCAUCAUCAUCACUCCAGAGAUGGACAUGACAACCAGGGCUUCGAGGUGAUUGAAAUCAAUGACACCCCCUUUGUCACCAAGAUGUGAGUCCAUGGACACAUAGUAAUGGACAGUAGAGACGUUUGCCUCUCAGUGACGAACUCCUCAACUCUCAAAAAGACAAAGAGGUGCUGGGGCCAGGUGGGCUUACCCAGUGCCAGGCAGCGCAUUGUGUAGCAUUUAAAUAUGAAGUAAAGAAAGCCCACUUAUUUGAUAUUCCAUUGUGUUGAACACAGAUAAGAAAGCCGUCUGUGGGCCAGUACACUUAUUGUGAACCAUUUGUAUGUAAAAACCACACCUGCCACUCUCUGCUGAUAGAAAAACCUGUUUUCAAAAGGGAGACCAGGUCAUGCAAGACAGAGAGGCUAACAUCCAGCCACAGGAACGGAAAGUUUCCCCAAUUCCUCUCACAUGGAUUGAACAUAGGUGCUCUAACUUUAAAUGAAGACGAGUGGUUCUAAUUUACUUUUGGCCUUGCACAUCCGGUACGCCAAGAACAUUGUAUAAAAUCUAUUUUCCUAUGUGUAAAUCUUAUAAUUACUUGAAGGACCACUGUUGGGGGCCGCGCAUGCUUUUUGUCACGGGUGAGAAAAGAUAAAGCGGCUUGUUCAAUAAUUCAUGCUACUGUAUAGGCUGAUGUACACAAAGAGACACUUUGACUUGAACCAUUAGAGUCUGCUUAACUAUUCAGACACUGAGGCGAAGGGUGGGGCUCAGGGGCCACUCUUUUCAAACAGUAGGCGAUCUAGUUGUGGUUUUCUCCUUGAGUGAAGACAUUGUGAGAGAACAAAGCUUUCAGGAAACACUUAUGCCUGCAUGCAGCACUGAGUAGUAUGAUAACCAUUUGUCUUUGUUAGUUGUUUUGUAUUUUAUCUCAGGGGAAAAAAUACAUUGAA